AUGUCUCAAGGAGUUAAAGAAAGAUAUUAUUUGUUUGAAGCCACAUCAAGGAGAAGUAAAAGAAAGCAGUGCCCCUAUGAGAAAAAAGAAAUCAACCACAUUCGAACAAAACGUUAUUCCUUAACAAGAGUUAGGCGAACGAAGAAGUUAAAUUGGAUUAGCCACUCUCAAGCGCAGCUCAGUAUACGAAUUGACGAAGAUGAGAUUAUCGAAAAAUGCGCUAAUGUAGUCGAAUAUCUGACCAAUAAAUUACAUAUUGUUAAAAUAUCGAUAGUCAAUCAAACGUGGCGAAUGAAUCAACUUUGCCAAACAAUUACGGCAUAUGCUUCUAAUACAAUUUGUAUAACCACCUUAAGCUCUGGGUCAGAAAUAGAAAUUUUUUGGAAGUUAGAAGUCAUAAGAUUCAUAACAAAAUAUAACGACAGAUUUCGAGUAAUAUGGCCAUGGAAAGAAAGAAAAAGAAAAAAUAAGCAACAAUUAAGCAACAAUUUUAGGCUAUGCUUGGGACGUCUUAAAAAACUGGUCAAACGAUUACAACAGGAAUCAAUUUUCAACUAA
This is a messenger RNA of Dracunculus medinensis (Guinea worm), 558 nucleotides long. The record is from the annotation of a GenBank genome assembly. Lineage: Eukaryota; Metazoa; Nematoda; Chromadorea; Rhabditida; Dracunculidae.